Messenger RNA from Ostrinia furnacalis (Asian corn borer), 1930 nucleotides. RefSeq lists its product as uncharacterized. Bases 1103 to 1738 code for a protein of 211 amino acids. Lineage: Eukaryota; Metazoa; Arthropoda; Insecta; Lepidoptera; Crambidae. The transcript is spliced from 6 exons. The record is from RefSeq and is a predicted model, not a curated record.
GGGGAGUACUUAGUCCAGCAGUGGACGUCAUUUAGCUGAAACGAACGAACGAUCUCUUCCAAACAACCUAGAGGACAAUUUGCUUAAAAGUUUACUGUUUUUAUUUAAUCUGGGAAACAUAUUUUGCGUCUACUCACAUCCCCUACACUAUCCGUUUUAUUUAAACAGCGAACUCCGAAUCGUUCCUCCGUGCAAAGAGUCGACACGUGGCAGAAACGUGUUCCUCCGUCCCUCAGGCGAUGAUCUGCCAUCACCCUAAUAACUACUCCCAUAGGGCCAAUAUCCCUCAGCAAAUCGCACAAUAAAAUACCGCGUAAUAACUAAUAACUCAGCUAUUUGCUCUCGUGCCCUUUAUUUGUAAUUUUUGAGUCAAUAGAUACAACACGCUACUACUCGUACCAAGAUUGCAUUUUGUUGAAAGGGAUUAAAAGUAAUAAAUGCCAAUCGCUGGUGUCAAGUAGAGGCAAUCAGUAAAUCAAAUUCAUCCUUGUGAAUAAUUAAAUUAUUGCUUCUGUAAUGAGGGCAGUAAGUACUGUGCCUUUGUACAGUCGCAAAAACCAAUUGAUGUAGCCUGAAGGACACCGUAAAGAAUAUUUUCAAUUCAUUCAUGCUUUGUGAAUAGAAAAAAACUAAAGCUUUAAGAAAAAAUACUAAAAAGCAAAAUAGAAUAAUACCAUAAUGUGCCUUUUUGACUCUGACUGUACGGUUUUGCAGCUACAACUGGCUUAGUCAAGCGAAGUGUGAACAGUUUUACCGAAGGAAGAAUUAAAUGUUAUCUUCUAUAGGUAAUUUAUUUAUUUCAACCAAUUCCAAACUCUCUCUAUUUAAUUUAUAAGUUACGCGUUGCUUAGAACCUUCUUGUGAUCUGCAUUAUUUGAAUGACGACUAAAGGACAUAAAAAACUAUAUUCGUCUCCAGCUGACGUCGAAACAAAAUAGUGAAACGUCAGACUUUAAAAGCAUCUGACGUUUCAUCAAAAAUGAAAAUUUAAAAUGUUUUAUUUGUAAUAAAAUUCACAAAAAACCUAUUAAAAAAAUGGUAAUACCCUAGUAAACUAAGCAUACUUAUCUUUAUCUGGAAGCAGAUACACUAUUGGUGCAAAAUGGCAAGUUGUUGUACAUGUUCCGGUGGAUCCAGCGGCGCACAGUCGAGCUUGCCCCUGAUAUGUCUCGUGCCGCGCGACGCGGCGGCCGCGGGCAAGGCCGGGCCCGGGCCCGCGGGCAAACCGCGCCCGAUCUCCGCGGGGACGGCCCAAAGCGACUUCCAGCUGCUCGACGAGGCUUACAUCAAGAAGCACUUCAAGCUGCCGCAGCGCUCGCUGUACUUGGACCCAUUCAGACGCCCCCUCAUCACGUUCCCCAUGACACAAGAAGACGUGAAGCACUUCAACUUGGCCCGAAAGUACAAGAUCAACCAGCAGAUACUGGACGGUUUCUUGGACCCGAGCGAGGCGAUAUCUGCUCCUAGCGUCUUUCCGUAUGCAAAGACAGAAGCAGAAAAACGAAAAGAAGCAGAUGACGAUGAAGAAAUCAUUUACAUUCUACAGCUUCCAGACUGGGAGUUCCAGUGUCCAGUGCACAAUCAAACUAUCAGAACUCCAAGAUUUAUAUGGCAUUCGUGCAAGAAAGACAAAAAAGGAAAGAAGGGAGAGUUGAAGCAAGGUGGAGGACCAUUGAACAAGCCAAAGCCCUGGCUCCUCAGCAGGCAUACAGACUUCGACUUGCUAUCACAGUGGUAGUGUGCAAUUAAAAUGUUUCGGUUCAAAUCAGAUGAUAAGCAUUAUAGCGUCCAUAGUGAAAAAUAAAUAUCAUGAAUCCUAACUUCUUUGUAGUAUUAUUUUAAAAGGCUUUAUUUAGAUAGGGUCCUCGCAGUUCAUGAGUAGGUUUAAUAAAAAAUGGAUAAGCUUGAGUUUGAUUACAUACCUAUACUC